CGAUGUGGGAUCGUAUCGAGGAGAAGUUCUUCACGGCGAUGAAGAAGGACGGCUCCUACCGAACCCGGGACCAACUCAUCACUUCCAAAUGGUGCCACAUCAACAAAAGAGUCCAAAAGUUUAUGGGAGUUUACGAGGAAUGCUCCCGGUCCCGGAGGAGCGGCACUGACGACGCCGAUGUUCUCCGGCUUGCCACGACCUGGUAUCAAGACGAUGGGCACCAAGGCAAGAUCCACCGUCGAUGCCGAGGUUGAGGUCGACGAGACUAUCAGUUCUACCGAUCAAAUCCCUCCCUUCAACAAUGCGGAUUCCGAUGAAGAGGACCCUAUUCCACGGCCGAUUGGAAUAAAGAAGGCAAAAUCCAUUGGCUCUGGUUCGGGAGGGUCCGCCUUUGUUUCCGCUUCUCCCCGCGACGAAAUCGGCCGGGCAAUGAUUGAAGAGCUUCGGGCGUUCAAUCUCCAAGAACAAGAGAGGUUGAAGCUAAAGGAGCAGGAGGCCGAGAUGAAAGUCAUGCAAACUGACCCCGCGACGUUGUCGGAGUUUGGAUGAAUGAUCUACGAGCAAAGAAUGAGAGAGAUCAAGGAGAAAUAUAAUUUACCUUAGUUUUUUUAUUAAUAUGUUCGAUGCAUUAUAUAUCUUUACUUAGCUUCUUCGAUGAGCGUAUAGUACUUCCUCCGUCCCGCUAUAUUCGUCCACUUUUGACUUUUGGAACUGUUCAUCUAAGCACUUUGACUCAUCAAAUUCUCUCAAUGUGUAAGCCUAAAUAUAGUCAUGUGUGAUCUUGUUUGAUUUGUCUUAACAUAUAGAUUAUUAAUAUAUAAUUUCUAUAAUUUUUUAAUAUACAAAUUACAAGAUAAAAUGGAUUAAAGAAGUGCAUUGGAU
Molecule: messenger RNA, 882 nt
Organism: Cuscuta campestris
Lineage: Eukaryota; Viridiplantae; Streptophyta; Magnoliopsida; Solanales; Convolvulaceae
Source: the annotation of a GenBank genome assembly